Messenger RNA from Rhagoletis pomonella (apple maggot), 1880 nucleotides. RefSeq names its product Usher syndrome type-1G protein homolog (gene Sans). Bases 289 to 1854 code for a protein of 521 amino acids. The transcript has 5 exons. NCBI's taxonomy places the organism in Eukaryota, Metazoa, Arthropoda, Insecta, Diptera, Tephritidae. The record is from RefSeq and is a predicted model, not a curated record. Gene Ontology annotation, molecular function: protein binding.
UUGGUAUUCUCUUUUAACCGCACAGUGAAUUGGAUCAACACUAUAUUGAGAACGUAUUGAAGUGAAUAAUACGAAUAAAUGAAAAAAUGUGUGUGUACAUAUCUACUUAUGUAGUAUAUUUAUAUCUACCGGUGUUGUUAUAAUUUUGAACAUUGACAGAGAGUGCAAGGUGUCAGCUUUACGUGAAACGUGAUCAGUGAAUAGAACAAUUUUGUUGCAUACAUAGUUACCAUUGCAAUCUGACUGAAGCAUAAUAAAAGCUUGUAAAAAGCGGAGAAAAGUUCAAGCAUGUCUUCAGAUCGAUUCCACAAAGCCGCAAAAGAUGGCCUACUCGAUGUGCUAAAGGAGGCCUCACGCAAGGACGCCAAUGCCAAAGAUGACGACUCCAUGACACCUGUACUCUGGGCUGCUUUCGAGGGACGUUUAGAUGCAUUGCGCUUGCUCUGUGGAAGAGGUGGCGAUCCAGACAAAUGUGACCAAUUCGGCAAUACCGCGCUGCACUUGGCCUCAGCCAAGGGUCACCUACACUGCGUGGAUUUCCUUGUAAAAUUCGGCGUGAAUAUCUAUGCACUGGACAUUGAUCGGCACAGUGCCAAAGAUUUGGCUGCCAUUAAUAAUCGCGAUGACAUCUUGCGCUAUUUGGAUAGCGCCACAGCGAAUUUCGAGACUAAUGAGAAAAAAAAGGCAAAAGCUAUGCGUGAAGUGGCAGAAAAAAACUGUGAGAAACGCAUGCGCGAGUACAUGAAACGCCAACAGAAGCUUGAAAGCGAGCAAGUCGAUGUGAGCAACAAAGCAAUGGCUGCCACACUCAAUACCAAUAAGUCGAAUAUGCUGUCAACACUGAAACAAAAGAUUUGGUCAAGCCAGGGCAAUCUGCACAAACCUUCAAGGGAAACGGCGCCUGCUGCAGCGCCAUGUCCCAGCAUCAGCAGCGGCAGCACAGCCACCAAAUUCAGCGAGCUCGUAUCACCAGGCAGUGGCAGUGGCGGCAGCAUGGGUUCGAUUGCGAGUCGCGCUGGCACUGUACAGAAGAAGUUGCGCGGUCAACAUCUAUUACAGCAGCACUCCAAUAAAGGCGAAGAGACCGGCUUUAAGAUCGGUGGCAUCGAGCCGGAUGGCAAACGCACUGUAACCUCUCUCGUUGGCGUACAACGCGACUCGGAGGUUUUAUAUGUGGGUACAUUCAGCUCGAACGAAGAGAGCAGCAAACGCGGCAAAAUCAGUGAUGUUUUCGAAGUCGACGAGCCGAGCAGCGAUCGAGAACGUGAAACUAUCAAGCUAGGGUAUGGUGCGCUCUCGCGUUCUUUCUCACAACCAGACAUACUAGGCGAUUCGCGUACAUCCACUGGCCGACUUGAUGAAGAGUUCGCAAUGCAACGCCCAGCGGGACUUUUCGAUCGUCCAAUGUUGGGUAGCAUAGCAUUUCGACGUUCGGUGACAGCAGCGCUGAGUCAACUGCAACCAGAUAUGGAAACAGCAGGCAUUACAGGUGCCGGAACGGUAACCGGCCGACAAGGCGCGGCAACAACAGCGGCGAAAGCGCGUAGCAAUAAACAAAGGUCUUUCCUCAAUAUAUCUGAUUCAGAUUCCGAAGGCGCAGAUGGGUACAGUGAUGAUGAGCAGGAAAAUGCAGGGACGCCAAUAGCGCGCUUUCUCACCGCCUGGGGCCUGGAUGAGUAUUUGGCUGUCUUCCAGAAGCAGCAAAUCGAUUUGGAUACUUUGAUACUACUAACAGAGGCGGACUUGAAGUCCCUAGCACUGCCGCUGGGCCCAUUUCGCAAACUUACUUGCGCCAUACAGGAACGUAAGAAUGCGCUCGCUAAUCCUGGUGCAAUGACGGACAGCCGACUUUGAGCCUUAUCUAAAGUUGUACACACAGC